ACGCAUGCACGCGCACAUCUCGGGCGAAACCAAACCAGCCACACACGAUUUCAAAUCUCGCCGGCCUCAGCUCAGCUGUGAGACCACAGUAGACGGAUCGCGUAACAAAUUCUCCGAUCGCUCGCCCCCAAGCGCUCUGUAUAUAUACCAGCUCCACACCUUCCAACUCCGAUCUUAUUCUUUCCAUUUCCUGCUCCACACGACCCCGAGCUAGCCACGAGUACGCCGCCAUGGGGCUCUGUUUCAGCAAGAAGCAGCCUGAGAAGGCGCCGUCACCACCGCCGGUCCCGCAGCAGCCAAGCGCGGUGGCCGGCGCCAAGCCCAAGAAGCCCAGCAAGAUCGCCGCCGCCGCGGCGCCCACCGACGAGAAGGCCAAGAAGGCGCCGCAGCCGAAGCGGGCGUCCAACGCGGAGGAGUCCGCGGUGGCGGGCAACGGCAAGAAGGCCGCGGCGCCGAUCGUCGUGAAGGCCAAGGCGGCCGCGGUCGUCGAGGCGCCGGUGGUGGCGACGGUGGUGGCCAAGGGGCCGGCGCCGGUGCGGACGUCGAGCUGCACCAAGGAGGAGGUGGACGCGAUCCUGAUCCAGUGCGGCCGCCUCAGCCGGAGCUCGUCGGGGACCGGCAUGGCGGCGGCGUCCAGCGAGACUGGCGGGCACCGGAGGUCGAAGAGGAGCUGCGACCUCGAUCGGGAGAGGAGCGGUGCGGAGGAGGACGGCGACUGGGAGAGGGUCCCGGUGUCGAGGCCGUCGCCUCACCGCGGCUCGCCGCAGAGGAAGCGGUCGGGCAGCCGGGAGAGGACCGGCGGCGGCGGCGGGAGCAGGAGGUCGAGCCGGUCGCCCGGGCGGCGUGGCGAGGGCGCGGCCUCCGCGAGCUGCGGCGGCGCGAGACAGCAGCCUGGGAAGAUGGUCUCCGUGCCGGCGAGGGAGAAGGGGCCCGCCGCCGCGGCCGCGUCGUCCGGGAAGAGGUGCGCGUCUCCGCGGUCCAGCUCGCCUGCGAGGGUGGCUGCAGCAGCGGGGAAUGAGAAUGCUGGUGUGGGGCAGCAGAAGGCGGUGGUGCAAACGCCGUCGCUGAGCCGGAGCUCGUCCAGGAAGGCCGAGCAGUCGCCGCUCCGGCGCAGCCCCAUGGCCGAGAUCGACGAGAAUUCCCUCCGCAACAACAGCAGCGGCACCAACGCCAAGCCCCACAAGAAAUCGACGGAGAUAGCCGUUGCCACCCCGACCAAGAAGACCACCACGGAGCGUCCAAAGGAGCAGAGUUCACAGAAGGAGAAGCCGUCAGAGACCAGAGCACCUUCGUCGAAGACCACCACUGGGACGCGCACGGUGAGCGUCGUGGCCGAGAGCACCCACCCGAGGUCAGGCUGCCGGUCGCGCCGCGCGUCGCGCGACUUCGACCAGAACCCCAACCUGUAUCUGCUCGAGGACAUCCAGAGCUACCACACCUCCGCCGCGGCGGCGGCCACGCCGCCGUCCUUCACGCUGCCAGCCUGCGUCUCCAAGGCGCAAUCCAUCGUCGACGCCGUGGCCGACCUCAACUCCUCCUCGUCGGGGAGCCGCUCCUGCGGGCCCGGCCGGAGCGCGGACGACAAGGGCUCCGUCAACGCGGCGGUCGGCGGGGACGUGGACGUGGACCUCGCCGAGCCGAGCGUGCACAGGUACGUGUCGGUGCGGGACAUCCGCGGCCGCGGGGAGACCGAGAUGCAGGAGUCUGCCGGGAGCAACACCCUCUCCGGCAACGUGUGGACGCCGUCGUGCGAGUCCACGGACCGGACGUGGAGUACGUCGCGGUCGUCCAACCACGGCGACGAGGUCGUCGAGCAGCCCCGGCAGAUCAAGCAGAGGCCGGCCGCGCAGCCGGAGCCCAGCGGCCGGUCGCGUGCCGGCAGCUCCGGUGCCAACAAUGCUCACCGGGGACGCAGCGCUCAUCGCGGCAGUGGCAGCGGCGCCGUGGCCAGCGGCCGAUCGGGUGCCCGUGGCGUCGUCUCGGCGAGCUCCUAGUGGAGGGAAAUUAGGCAAAUCUGUAGUUCGCGUUGCUAGCGGCAAGACGGAUUGCUGCUUUCGCAUUCAGAGAUUUGUUUUGUGUUUCGGUUGUUUGGCGAUAGUUCAGAUGUAGUCGUGCUCUGGCAUUGUUCAGAUGUUGUUUGGUUACCUAUCUGCUAUUAGCAUUUGAUGAUCAUCGAUCGUUUGUGUCCAAACUUGUAUCCUCGGCCUGUUGAUUGUGUUCUCUUGAUUAUCAGAAGGGCCGUCUGCAGAAGAGAUUCUAGCAUAA
Molecule: messenger RNA, 2265 nt
Organism: Lolium perenne
Lineage: Eukaryota; Viridiplantae; Streptophyta; Magnoliopsida; Poales; Poaceae
Source: RefSeq, a predicted model, not a curated record